Triplophysa dalaica is the source of this 2251-nucleotide messenger RNA. It is a transcript of the gene ccn4b, whose product is annotated as cellular communication network factor 4b. The record is from RefSeq and is a predicted model, not a curated record. Gene Ontology annotation, molecular function: integrin binding; heparin binding. Bases 391 to 1467 code for a protein of 358 amino acids. The transcript has 5 exons. Gene Ontology annotation, cellular component: extracellular matrix; extracellular region. Gene Ontology annotation, biological process: signal transduction; cell adhesion. NCBI's taxonomy places the organism in Eukaryota, Metazoa, Chordata, Actinopteri, Cypriniformes, Nemacheilidae.
CUAUGCGAACUACUUGUUCUGACACCAUUAAGAGAUGUAAACAAACAUUAGCCUAUGUAAUGACAUCAUAUCAUCAUUUUUAAUUAUUGAAUUUAAACAUAAAAAGUGUUCGUUUAGAUUAAGGUUUGAUGCUGAACGAAAUAUGAUUAUUAAGGAAUCGCUUGCUAGCCUUUUAAAAUGUGAACUUGAGUCAACUAAAGGAAAAUCUAGCAAAAAAGAAAAACACAGACUGACGUAAAGCAAGACACAAGUAACACUGGGCGACACGUGCGCGAGCGUGCCAGUGCGCGCUCUCUUGAUGCCACGAGUGGACGAGACCAAGUGUGCUGUGGAUUUUACUGUAACAAUCUACUUUUCUUGUUUCAAUGUAUUUCGUUCAGGAAUUUAGUAAUGUGGAGACUCCUGUCGUGGAUUUUUCUGACAGCCAGUUUGCAUCAGGCCAGUUCCCAAAACACCACCGACUCACCUCUUGUGACCACAGAGUUUGACCCUCAUAAACGAUUCCGAUACUGCAAAUGGCCCUGUAAGUGCCCCAAGAGUGCCCCCUUGUGUCCACCCGGGGUCAGCCUUCUGACGGAUGGAUGUGACUGUUGCAAACACUGUUCCAUGCAGGUGGGCGAGACCUGUAAUGAGAGAGAUAUAUGUGACUAUCAUAAAGGACUUUACUGUGACUACAGUGCUGACAAGCCGAGGUACGAAAAAGGAGUAUGUGCGUAUGUUAGGGGAACAGGCUGUGAGUAUAAUGGUGUGAUUUACCGCAGUGGCCAGAGUUUUCAACCCAGUUGUAAGUAUCGCUGUCUCUGUGUGAAUGGGGCUAUCGGGUGUGUGCCUCUCUGUACUGAGUCCCAACCACCCCGGGUGUGGUGUCAGUCACCCAAGCGUGUGAAGAUUCCAGGUCAGUGUUGUGAGAAAUGGUUUUGUGAUGAAACGCGUAAACUGCGCAAGACCAACCCGAGACAUGCCCCUGAGGAGGAGUCCUUCUCCACUAACGAUAUUAUGGAUAAAAAUUGCAUUACGCAGACAACGCCAUGGAGUCCCUGCUCAAAGACUUGUGGGCGGGGCAUAUCACUCCGUGUCUCCAAUGACAAUGCUGAGUGUGUGAUGGAGAAAGAGACCCGACUGUGUAAUCUGCGACCCUGUGAGGUGGACAUCACUAAGCACUUUAGACCGGGUAAAAAAUGCCUGAACAUCUACCGCGAGCCAGAAUUUCGAAACUUCACCAUAUCAGGCUGCGUCAGUAAGAAGCAAUAUUGGCCGAAGUACUGUGGAGUUUGUACCGAUGAGCGCUGCUGCAUUCCCUACAAGUCGAAGACAAUCGAGGUGGAGUUUGUAUGUCCUAAUGGAUCAAUCCUAACCUGGAAGUAUUUGUGGAUCAACGCCUGCUUUUGUAACCUCUCGUGCAGGAACCCAAAUGAUAUCUUUGCAGAUCUGGAGCAAUACUAUGAGGUUAAUGAAAUCAUUAACUAAUUCAUUGACAAAGAGCCAUUUGCAAUCUUUAAGAUCUUUAUGGGGUUUAUUUUCCUCAGACAGAAAUCAUUCUCUGUAGAUGAUAUUAGCAGUUACACUUGUUGAAAUGGCUUGUGAGAAAAAUGUUAAUUUAAGACGAAGGACAUUAUGAUACAAGAAGAUUGUCUAUGGAUGUAUGGAGAAAAACUAAUUCAAGAGUCUAUUUAAGAAAAAAAUUAAGAGAAUAUUGGUUGCGGUCCUGUUUAAAAUCUGCAAACCUAAAACUCAGAAUGACAAAAAACACCCUACACGCAUUUUUGUAAAUAGGAUGUUUUUCAAUUCAUUUGCUUGAAGCAAAAAUAUAUUUUCUGAUAAUGAUAAAAGGAAAUCUCACUAUAUGUAAUACACAUCAGAGCUUAAUAAUUCAUGUUAAUUUUAAAUUGAUUUUUGAUUUUGUUUUCUUGUAUAGAACAUUCCAAAUAGAUAUAUAAACAUAUCCUGUAUAUGUUUACUUUAUUCAGCCUCUGCUUAAUGACUAAAUGUAAAUAUAUACCAAAGAAAAACAGUUAUCUCUUUGUUAUUCAACCACUUAUUCUGGUCCUUAUGUGUAUUUAAUUCUGGGAAUAUCGCAAGUAUAUGUAUUUUUUUGAUAAAAAGAUGUGCGUUUGUGCUUUUGCUUGUAUUUAUUUCUUUUGAAACUCAAUGUAGUGUGCUAUACAAAAUAAAGCAGGCGCAAAUGUGUCAAAGUCCCUGCACCUAUAACGUUCCUUUUUGAAUUUGUGAAAUUUCUAAUAACAUUUCAAUA